Messenger RNA from Neopsephotus bourkii (Bourke's parrot), 1615 nucleotides. It is a transcript of the gene NEK2, whose product is annotated as NIMA related kinase 2. The coding region runs from base 77 to 1405 and encodes 442 amino acids. The record is from RefSeq and is a predicted model, not a curated record. The transcript has 9 exons. Lineage: Eukaryota; Metazoa; Chordata; Aves; Psittaciformes; Psittacidae. Gene Ontology annotation, biological process: protein phosphorylation. Gene Ontology annotation, molecular function: protein kinase activity; ATP binding.
GGAGGGAGGGGCGGUGCGUUUAAACAGCGCGGGCCCGGUGGUGGGGAUCCCCGCAGCUUGAGGUGCUUCCAUCGCCAUGCCCGGCCGGCCCGACGACUAUGAGGUGCUGCUCACCAUCGGCGCCGGCUCCUACGGCAAGUGUCGCAAGGUGCGCCGUAAGGCCGAUGGCAAGAUCUUGGUGUGGAAGGAGCUUGACUAUGGCACAAUGUCGGAGGCAGAGAAGCAAAUGCUUGUUUCGGAGGUCAACUUGCUCCGCGAACUGCGGCAUCCUAAUAUCGUCCGGUAUUACGACCGGAUCAUCGACAAAAGCAGCACGACGCUGUACAUCGUGAUGGAGUACUGCGAUGGCGGUGACCUGGCCAGCUUGAUUGCAAAGUGCACGAAAGAGAGGCAUUACUUGGAAGAAAGCUUUGUUCUCAGAGUACUGACUCAACUGACACUGGCCUUGAAGGAAUGUCACAGGCGGAGUGAUGGUGGAGUCACCGUGCAUCGCGACCUAAAACCAGCAAACGUCUUUCUAGAUGGCAAGCAGAAUGUGAAACUUGGAGAUUUUGGACUGGCAAGAAUAUUGCACCAUGACACCAGCUUUGCCAAAACAUUUGUUGGCACUCCAUAUUACAUGUCUCCAGAACAAAUGAACUACAUGUCAUACAACGAAAAAUCUGACAUCUGGUCUCUAGGAUGUCUCCUGUAUGAAUUAUGUGCUCUCUCGCCUCCAUUUAGAGCUUGCAGCCAAAAGGAGUUGGCAGAAAAAAUAAAGGAAGGGAAAUUCAGGCGAAUACCAUAUCGUUACUCAGAGCAGCUGAAUGAGCUUCUCAAGGAGAUGCUGAAUGUAAAGGAUUAUUGCAGACCUUCUGUUGAAGAUAUUCUGCAGCACCCUUUGAUAGCAGACUUGGUGACAGAAGAACAAAGGCAAAACCCAGAUAAACGAGGCUGGAGAUCAUGGGAGCCAGAAAGGCUGCAAUAUUCAGAUGCUGCAGUGAAUGAGCUGAAACGGAAGGAACAGCAACUACAGGACCGAGAACAAGCCAUUAAGGACAGAGAGCAACAUCUGGAGCAAAGAGAACGGGAACUCUGUGUUCGUGAGAGACUGGCAGAGGACAAACUUGCCAGAGCUGAAAACCUGAUGAGGAGCUACAAACUCUAUAAAGAGCAGAUGACAGCUUGUGCAGAUGGUCCAGAUAACGCACUGCUGCUGCCCUUCCCUACAACCAAGAAGAAAGUACACUUUGGAAGUGAGGAGAAUGCUGGGAGUUCUGUUAAUCUGGAAAACCAUCCCCGUUCUAAAGGGAAAUGCUCUGAUCUCAGAAAACGUCUGUAUGCUGCCAACCUGCGGGCUCAAGCACUGGCUGAACUGGAAAAGAACUAUCAACUGAAGAGCAGACAAAUCUUGGGCAUGCGCUGAAAUGAUAACACAGGUGUAAAAUAUUUAACUUUUGGAAGUUGAUUAAAUGUGUGAAAAAAGGAAGCUACUUGUGCCUUCCUCUUUUAAGCUGGAGCCUACUGAAGGUUUAUUUUAACAGCUGUCGUACAAGCUCUUAGUCUACAAUAGGUAGCUCAUGAUCAAAGCAUAAGAGAUUAGGAAUUGUAUUAAGAAAAAAUAUUUUGUCUUCCU